This is a messenger RNA of Carcharodon carcharias (great white shark), 1273 nucleotides long. RefSeq names its product synaptogyrin-1-like. Bases 40 to 630 code for a protein of 196 amino acids. Gene Ontology annotation, cellular component: synaptic vesicle membrane; neuromuscular junction. The record is from RefSeq and is a predicted model, not a curated record. The transcript is spliced from 4 exons. Lineage: Eukaryota; Metazoa; Chordata; Chondrichthyes; Lamniformes; Lamnidae.
CCGCGCGCUCCCGGCGCCGAGGAAGAGGCUGCAGGAAAGAUGGAGACUGCAGCAGCUUAUGGAGCUGGCAGAGCUGGGGGAGCCUUCGACCCCCUCACCUUCAUCAAACAGCCUCAGACCAUCGUCAGGGCCGUCAGCUGGCUUUUCUCGAUUGUUGUUUUCGGAUCGAUUGUCAAUGAAGGGUAUAUGAACCGACCCACAGAAGUGGAACAACACUGCAUCUUCAACCGGAAUCCCAAUGCUUGUAACUAUGGCAUCACCAUCGGUGUGCUGGCCUUCUUUGGAUGCAUGGCCUUCCUCGCGCUCGACGCCUAUUUUCCACAAAUAAGCAGCGUGAAAGACCGGAAAAAGGUGGUUCUGGGAGACAUUGGAUUUUCAGCAUUGUGGUCCUUCCUGUGGUUUGUGGGAUUCUGUUUCCUGACCAACCAGUGGCAAGCUACAGACCUGGAAGCAGAUGACCCAUUAAAGGAAGGAGCAGACGCUGCUCGAGCUGCCAUCACCUUCACCUUCUUCUCGAUCUUCACCUGGGGUUAUUUGGUCCUCUUUGCCAUGGAUCGAUUAAAGGACAUCACCUUCACAGAGGAAUACAAUAAAUUGUUCCCAACACAGUCAACCCCUCCUCUCGCGUAACUGCACCAUCCUGCACAGCUUUCAAACACUCAGUCUCUUUGGGGCAGGGGCUGAACACCACAUGAGCUGUUAGACUAUCUGGCUUACCAGAGCAGCUUUGUCUUCUGCUGCUGUAACUCUUGAUUGUGGCGACUAAUCUGAUUAACAAGGGAGAAAGUGAUUUUGAUUUUCUCACCUGUAGAGAUCAGCAGGUGCAGCUUCUGUGUUUUGCCCCCCUCUCGAUCCCUGUCUCUCUCUGGCAGGCCGUUGACUGUCAGUCAGUAUGUGUGAUGUCAAAGAUGCUCAGGAACCCUCAGAAUCAGCUCACAGUUGUCUUCCUGUCUCGUCACCAUCCCACAUUUUCUGCUGCUGCAUUUAGCCCCUGUCGCCUGCACCACCACUGCCCCCCCCAACACUCUGCUGGUUGUAACUGACUUUAUUUAACACACAUCAUCAUUUCAGUUCAAAAUUACUUUAUUUCUGUGAACAGGAAGCAGUCGAUGACUCCUCAUCCUUUUACGGAAAAGGAAUUCCAUCCCUUUUCUGCUUUCUGAGUUGCAUAGAGCAGAGUGGGGAGUGGGAGACACAGUCAGCGUCUCUCACCACCCCUGACCCCCUCUGUCCCCCUUCACCCCCUGACCCCCUCUGUCCCCCUUCACCCCCU